This is a messenger RNA of Pleuronectes platessa (European plaice), 1997 nucleotides long. RefSeq names its product hepatic leukemia factor. Gene Ontology annotation, biological process: regulation of transcription by RNA polymerase II. Gene Ontology annotation, molecular function: DNA-binding transcription factor activity, RNA polymerase II-specific; RNA polymerase II cis-regulatory region sequence-specific DNA binding. Gene Ontology annotation, cellular component: nucleus. Lineage: Eukaryota; Metazoa; Chordata; Actinopteri; Pleuronectiformes; Pleuronectidae. The record is from RefSeq and is a predicted model, not a curated record. The coding region runs from base 129 to 995 and encodes 288 amino acids. The transcript has 4 exons.
GCGACACACGCGCACAGGACGCAGCGCGUGCACAGCGCUUCACUCCUCCAGGUUUUAUUUCUCUCUGGAUGGAGCCGCAGAUCUGACGUCAUCACAACAGCUCACUUUUGUCUUUUCGCCUGAAGAAAAUGUCUCGACCGCUGUCUCUCAGUUUCCUGUCCCCGCACGGAGUCCUGAAGUCUCUGCUGGAGACACCUGUGAGGCGGUCCCUGCACCAAGCUCUCAGCAAGGAGCAGGAGAAGGAGAAGAACCUGGAGGAGGAGCACAGCGCCCCCCAGUCAGCCUUCCUGGGCCCAACGCUGUGGGACAAGACUCUGCCCUACGAUGGAGACUCCUUCCAGAUGGAGUACAUGGACCUGGAGGAGUUUCUGUCGGAGAACGGCCUCCCCUCCAGCCCCUCCCACUACCUCCACCACCAUCACGACCAGCACAAACCACAGGCUACAUCACGCCACCAGCCAAUCACGCCCCCGGCCCCACCCACUCUGACGCCCUCAGUGAUGGACCUGAGCAGCCACGCCUCCAUAAAGGAGAGCCUCACCCCUCCCAGCCCGGCGAGAGCAGGCCUCCCAAACUCCAGAAACACUCCGAGCCCCAUCGACCCAGACUCCAUCCAGAUUCCCAGUGGCUACCAGCCCGACCCUGCAGACCUGGUCCUGUCCAGCGUCCCGGGUCAGGAGAUGUUCGACCCACGCAAACGCAAGUUCUCUGCCGAGGAGCUGAGACCGCAGCCGAUGAUCAAGAAGGCUCGGAAGGUCUUCAUGCCGGAGGACCUGAAGGAUGACAAAUACUGGGCCGGCCGCAGGAAGAACAACUUUGCUGCGAAGCGGUCCCGGGACGCUCGGCGGCUCAAAGAGAACCAGAUCGCCACCCGAGCCGGCUUCCUGGAAAAGGAGAACUGUGCUCUGAGGUGGGAGGUGGCCGACCUGAGGAAGGAGCUCGGACACACCAAGAACAUCCUGUCCAAGUACAAGGGGCUGCACGGGCCACUCUGACCACACACACACAGAGCCCCGCAUUUGGUUCCUCAUUGGUUCCCACUGAGAACGCAAAUGAUUCUCAACACCUCACACAGUUGUCGAUUUAAAAAACACAACAAAACACUGUUUUAUCGCUCUGCACCAGUGACACCUAGUGGAGACACAGAGGCUUUCAGGUUGUUUGUCUCAUUAUCGUGAAUAUUUCUUCAAAUUUUGUCCAAAUGUUCAUUUAGUUCAGGGGUCGGCGACCUUUUCUAUCAAGGAGCCAUUUCGCUCGCUCUUCUACCAAAUACGAUUGGUCUGGAGCCGCGGGUUGCCGACCCCUGAUUUAGACUCAUGAGAGAAUUGAUUAGAUCUGUGUGGCUAAAGGUCACACGCAUGCACACACACACACACCAGCCCCUGCAGGUGCCCCCCCACAAAGCCUCCCAUAAUGCACCUGUCCACAUGUACAAACCCGUCACUUCCUCUUCCUGUUUGAUCGGCUGAUGCAGACGUUACACCUGGAGCUCGACCGACUUGGAAUCUUGGAACCCAUUUGUUAAAAAAAAAAUCUUUACAUAAACUUUAUAAUAACUAUAAAGAAAACACAAAUACAACCAAAUAUGUUUGACUAUUGUAUUUUCGAAUAUAUCAUAAAAUAUAUUUUAUGUAAAAUAUAAACAAAAUGCAUAUUUGUUGCAUUUUUAUUCUGUAAUAUAAAAGAUGUUAUUGAUUAUUGUGUCUGAUGAUAACUUUCACGUUUAGAAACCAAAUUCUUCAGUGCAAUAGAACGUUCUCUUUGGCACAAACUUUAUUAUAACUUUUUUCUCAAGUGCAGCUCAGUGGGGAGAGCGCCCCCGGUGGCCGAGUGAAACAUGAAUGUAUAUUUGAAGCAUUGGUAUGGAACCGCUUUAGUACUUUACUACAGACCAAAAUCAAAUGGUAUAUAAAGGAUAGAUUGAUAUCAAAGAUUUAAAUGUUUAUACAGAGAAAUUAUGUUUGUUUUAAAAAAUAAAAAUAUUCUGUCCUCCUGAA